This is a messenger RNA of Cololabis saira (Pacific saury), 7758 nucleotides long. It is a transcript of the gene pcdh17, whose product is annotated as protocadherin 17. NCBI's taxonomy places the organism in Eukaryota, Metazoa, Chordata, Actinopteri, Beloniformes, Belonidae. Gene Ontology annotation, cellular component: plasma membrane. The coding region runs from base 1044 to 4469 and encodes 1141 amino acids. The transcript is spliced from 5 exons. The record is from RefSeq and is a predicted model, not a curated record. Gene Ontology annotation, molecular function: calcium ion binding. Gene Ontology annotation, biological process: homophilic cell-cell adhesion.
GUUUAAUGCACCAUGCGGUGUCCGGACUUCAGUCAGUGAGCGGAAGCGCUCUCAGUGGUUAGGAGUGAGUUACGUGCUGGAAAUAAGUAAGCAUCGGCUCUGCUUGUUUAUAUUACAUAAAAGUAAGAAAGAAGUACUAUUUUUCCCCACUGACAGCUACUGAGAGACAGAUUCCAGGAUGCGGCACUGUUGCUGAACCUCUCAGCAGCAUCUGUCCCUCCGCGCGGACCUGACGGGGGACGACGCACAAGGACAAAAAUGCCACAACGGGAAUCACUAACUCUCUGCUCUCUGGGACUGGGAGAAAGCCAAAUGAUCGCCCGUUAAAAAUUCACUUUGGAUACUACCUUAUCACACAUCUGGAUUUUUUUUCUCCCCCUUAUAGAGUGUUUUUCCUGAGAGUUUUGCAUCCUGAGAACGGUGACUCACUGCAGAAGGCGAGCCGCUGCAUUCUAAUCACACAGCGGAGAGGACUUCAGCUCAUUGACAUUACAGUCAUACUUUGAAGCAACCCCCCCCCCCCCCCUUCCUUUUUUUUAAUUUAUUUAUUUUUUAAUAUCCAUUGCGCUGCAUCGUAGCCUGCGUAUGCACCGGGGGUUUGUGGCUUUUCCUUACUGCACCGAGGAUACGGGUGGUACCUGCUGAAGUGGUUAUAGGGGAUAAAACUCUCCCUGAAACCCGCUGGAACUGACUGUUUUGAUUUGAACUGUUAUAUUUCUGACCUAAAGGAGCAGUUUCUACCGGUGGUUCGAGUGAAUACUUACGAUGAGUAUUCUGUUUGGAGACUGGAUCGCGAUUAUUGUUCAGAUGAGUCUGGGUGCUCAGCUGAAUAUAAAUUAGGUGUUCAGCACCACAUAUUGCUUGCAGGGGAGGAGAGCAACAAAGCCAAGACAAUCUACAAAGACAAAUGUCAAGGCCUCACAUGAUGAACAGGACUCUUUAUUUGAUCCGAAAUAAUAGAAAUACCAAAUCUGAAAAAAAUAUCAACAGGUCAUAGGAAGUGUAACCACAGGACAGAUAUCAGCAGCUUUUACUGAGUGGAGAUGCAUCUUUCUAUUUUCUUUUUCCUCCUCUUGUGGGCUCAAGCCCUGACAUUGAAAAACUUGAAUUACUCUGUCCCGGAGGAACAGGGUCCAGGAACAGUGAUUGGGAAUAUUGCCAAAGAUGCCAGGCUUGGACUUGAUCAAACUGGGCAGGGAGGACAGGGUAAGAAAGCCAACUUCAGGGUGUUGGAGAACUCAGCCCCUCAUCUCAUCGAUGUGGAUCCUCAAAGUGGACUGCUGUACACAAAGCAGCGCAUCGACAGGGAAACAUUGUGUAAGAGAAACCCCAAGUGCCAGCUUUCUAUGGAGGUAUUUGCCAAUGACAAGGAGAUAUGUAUGAUAAAAAUAGACAUUCAGGACAUUAAUGACAACUCACCUGCUUUCCCCUCGGAUCAGAUUGAUAUUGACAUUUCUGAAAAUGCAGUCCCUGGGACGCGUUUUCCCCUGACCAGUGCACAUGACCCAGAUGCGGGGGAAAAUGGCCUGAAAACCUAUCAAAUAACACGCGAUGACUACAAUCUCUUUUCCUUGGAGGUUAAGUCCCGAGGAGACGGGACCAAAUUCCCAGAAUUAGUUAUUCAGCGACCAUUGGACCGAGAAGAACGAAGCCAUCACACCCUUAUUCUAUCAGCGACUGAUGGCGGGGAAUAUCCUAGGUCUGGAACCAUGCAGAUAAAUGUCAAAGUUAUUGAUUCCAAUGACAACAGCCCCAUCUUUGAUCAGCCCUCGUAUGUUGUGGAAAUUCCUGAAAAUUCACCUCCUGGAAAAGUCUUGAUUGAUUUAAAUGCCACUGAUCCUGAUGAGGGAAACAACGGUCAAGUAGUCUAUUCCUUUAGUGGCUAUGCCCCAGAGAGAAUACGGGAGCUCUUCUCCAUAGAUUCAAGAACAGGGGUCAUAAAGAUUCAGGGUGAAAUUGACUACGAAGAGAACCCAGUUAUUGAGAUUGACGUCCAGGCAAAGGAUCUGGGUCCCAAUCCAAUCCCAGGCCAUUGUAAAGUCACUGUUAAAGUGCUUGACAGGAAUGAUAAUUGGCCAUCUAUAGGCUUUGUGUCUGUCAGACAAGGAGCCAUCAGUGAAGCAGCACCCCCAAGCACUGUCAUUGCUCUUGUGCGUGUCACGGACAAGGACUCAGGAAGAAAUGGACAGCUUCAGUGCAGAGUGCUAGGUAAUGUCCCUUUUAAACUUGAGGAGAACUAUGAUAACUUCUACACAGUGGUGACGGACAGGCCACUGGACAGGGAGGUGCAGGAUGAGUACAAUGUCACCAUUGUGGCUAAAGACAAUGGUAAUCCUCCCCUAAACUCCACAAAAUCUUUCACUGUCAAGAUUUUGGAUGAAAAUGACAAUGUGCCCCGGUUCAGCAAGUCAGUGUAUCUUCUUCAGAUUCCUGAGAACAACAUCCCUGGAGAGUACCUAGGUUCAGUUUUGGCACACGACCCAGACCUUGGUCAGAACGGCACAGUGUACUACAGUAUUAUUAACUCCAAUGUGAGUGGGGGUGAUGUCAACACCUAUGUGAAUGUUAAUGCAGCUAAUGGAGCCAUCUACGCUGUAAGAUCUUUUAACUAUGAGCAAAUAAAGUAUUUUGACUUCAAGGUUCUUGCUAAAGAUGCAGGAUCUCCACAUCUAGAGAGUAACGCUACAGUGCGCAUUAGUGUUCUGGAUGUCAAUGACAACAUCCCAGUCAUAGUUUUGCCACUUCUCCAAAAUGACACAGCUGAAAUCCAUGUUCCCCGAAAUGUUGGUGUUGGUUACAUUGUUACCACAGUGAGGGCAGUGGAUAAUGACUACGGCGAGAGUGGAAGGCUCACAUAUGAGAUCUCAGAUGGCAAUGAUGAACACCUCUUUGAGAUUGAUCCUAUUACAGGGGAGGUGCGAACAGCCCACCCAUUCUGGGAGGAUGUAAACCCCAAUGUGGAGCUGAUCAUUCGAGUGUCAGACCAUGGCAAGCCAACUCUAACUGCUUCUGCCAGACUCAUCAUCAAGGCGUCCAAUGGACGUCCUCCAGAUGGACUGCCACACAUAGAAGACAGCCAGAACUGGGACAUGUCUCUUCCUCUUAUUAUAACUCUCAGCAUCAUAUCUAUCAUGCUUUUGGCUGCCAUGGUGACCAUAGCAAUCAAGUGCAAGCGGGAAAACAAAGAGAUCCGCACCUACAAUUGUCGCAUUGCUGAAUACUCGCACCCUCAGCUGGGGAAAGGCAAGAAGAAGAAGAUUAACAAGAACGACAUCAUGCUGGUGCAGAGCGAGGUGGAGGAGCGGGAUGCCAUGAAUGUGAUGAAUGUGGUAAGCAGCCCUUCCUUGGCCACCUCUCCCAUGUACUUUGACUACCAGACACGCCUGCCACUCAGCUCACCAAGGUCAGAGGUUAUGUACCUCAAGCCCACUGCCAAUAACCUCAGCGUGCCCCAAGGCCACAUGGGAUGCCACACCAGCUUCACAGGCCCAGUCACCAGCACUACAGACACACCUACUAACCGCAUGUCCAUCAUACAGACGGAUAAUUUCCCCACUGAGCCUAAUUAUAUGGGUAGCAGACAACAGUUUGUUCAAAGUAGUUCAACAUUCAAAGACCCGGAGCGAGCAAGCCUCAGGGACAGUGGUCAUGGUGACAGCGACCAGGCUGACAGUGACCAAGACACCAACAAAGGCUCCUGCUGUGAUAUGUCUGCAAAAGAAGCCCUCAAGUUGAAGGCCGUGGGUGUGAAACCACCACCUUUGGAGCAAGAUGAGGAUUGUGUGAAUUGCACAGAAGAGUGCAGAGUGCUGGGUCAUUCUGACCGCUGCUGGAUGCCUCAGUUCCCGGCGGGUGGAAACCAAGCAGAGGGUAUUGACUACCGCAACAAUAUGUUCGUGCCAGCGGGGAUGGAGACUGUUCCUGAGACUGAGACCUAUGAGACUGUCAACCCCAAUGGCAAGAAAACAUUCUGCACUUUUGGCAAAGAGAGACGUGACCAUACCAUCCUGGUUGCCAACGUAAAGCCCUACCUGAAAGCGAAACGGGCCCUGAGCCCGCUGCUCCAAGAGGUACCUUCAGCCUCCAGCAGUCCCAGCAAGGGCUGCUCCACCAUGUCUCCCUGCUCCUCGGUCAAAAGCCCAGCAGACGGGGCUGAGGGCAAACCUCCUCCUGCCUCCUGCUCUGGCCACUACGGGCCUCCUGAUGGUCAGUACCUGUCCCCGACCAAACAAACCAGAGACCAGGGGAUUUACCCGUCCUUGCCUCCCUCAGACCCGGUGGCCAAGGUGCUCGCGGAGGCCCGCUCGCGGAUCAGUCAGGAGGCGGCCGGUGAAAUGGAGUGUGUCCUGGAGCAGGUGGAGCCAGACGCAAGCCGGGACGGAAUGGACGCUGACCAGGUGGUGAGAGACAUCGACAAACUCUUACAGGACUGCAGAGGAAAGGAAGCCAGCGGCACACUGAGAAAGUGACACAAAGGACUGCAAGAAUAACGAAGUAGGAAGGUAGAGAGAGGGGUAGGAUUCUACUCCAAAAACUCUCAUGCCAAAACUGUCACCAAAACAAAGUUAAAAGGUUAAAUGGCUCUUAUAAAUGGGGCUCUUUUUCCCUGUAUUUGUUGUAGAAAAGUACCAACACUGGACUAUCAGACAUUUGCUUUAUGUCAGUCACAUGGCACCAGUUUCGGUGCUAAGUAACCCUACCAACAAAAAGAAACUGACAUCUGACUUCUACUGAAUUUAUAGACAUUUUGUUUUGAAUUCUUAAGCAAAUUGCAUAGGUUUAAUACCUCUGGCACCUCGCAAGCUCUUAUCUAAGUGCCCACCAGCUCAUAUGUGUGUUGUUCAUGGUCCUUCGUGAAAUCCUACAUAUCUCCGUGUGUGUAGGUGAAUUUCUGUUACGUGUUAUGGACAUUGAAACCGAAUUGGAAAGGGACUAUUUAUGGUCAGACGCGACAAUCGAUGCGGUGACAGAGAGAUGGAAUGCUAAUGUGUCCGGGACAGUGAAUGACUGAAAUACACCUUUUCUUUUUUUGAAUUUAAUACACUGUAGGUGUUCAACGUGCAAUGGAUUCUGUACCAGAAGAGAUUGGUAACUCCCGGAGGGUGGGUGGGUGGUGGGUGGGGGGGUUAUUGUGUACGGCCAGGAGUUGGAGCUGCUUCACUGCUCCACUGAAGGAGAAAUAUUAACAGUGUAACCAUGUUUCAUCUGUCAUUUGUAACAACAUGUGUAAGCUGUGUCUGUCUCACGCAUCUAUUUAAACGUCCAUGUUGCUGAGUAAUGUCGUCGCACACAUCAACUUUACACAGGUGCACUACACCUUGCGGAUACAGAAGCUGACACACACUUGCCCCUAUGGCCCACCACACGCAAACACACACAAAACGCAUACGAGAGUGCUCACACACAACUCUCUAUCUGUGGAACUGUCGUCUACAUGUACAUCAUCAGCUUUUAGUCCCUCGUGUACAGUGAGUUAUCAUGUGUGUGGCGAUGCCUUAAGGCGAUCACAAGUUGUAUAAAAAGGGACAUUUUUGAUCGACUGUGAAAAAAUGAUAUCUAUAUGAUAAUAUGGAUGACUGUAUGUAUGAAUCAGUGUAUAGUGUCCAAAUAUAAACAGAAUAUUCAUACAUUUUAUAAGGAAAAAAAAAGAAAAGAAAUGAGUAAUCUCAGCAAAAAAGUGUCCUGGAGUUGAGGCCAAGUUCAGCGUGUUAACUCAAAGAACUGCAAAAGGACACUGCCAUUGUUUUAAAGACCAAUAUCCAAAAAUAUGAAGAAACAAAAUGUCCCUUCACAUUAUCACUAUACAUAAUAUCAUUAUAUGUGUAUAUGUAUUCAAUUUAGAUGUGUUUACAUCAAAAAUCUGACAUAUUUUUUAUUGAUUUUACUGCAAUUUCUGUGCAUUUGAGCCAAAUUGUUAUGUGUACAAAAGCUAUAUUGUGUAUUUUAUUAAAUUAAUAUAUUGUUGUGUUGCAAUAUACAUGGGCUUAUAUUGUAUUUGGCAAAAGUUGCCUUAGUAGCUGUCGAACUCUGUGAGUUUGCUUUAGUUUGGGUUUUGUUGGUGUUUCUUCUUUCAUGUCUAUUAUGCAUCUCUGCAGGCUGGCUUCAGUGCUUUUGAGAUGUCGCCUCCUUUUACCCCACGAGAUCCAGCUGGAUCAAAUACAAUAACUGUUGAAAGCUUAAUGAGCCAGCUGAUAUCUAGAAUACAAUUCAACCCAAUAACAAAAAGCAACAACCACAAGCAAACAAUUUGAAUAUUUUUACUGAGCAGAUUUUUACAGGGCAGCUAUUUUCUUUAACAAUAACUAGUCUGUGUAUUUUCUGUUCCAAAUGUUUUUACUUUCCUUCCAAAAAAGACAAAAAAGGGAAAAAAAGAAACCUGCCAUAUGAAAAGUGGAUUGAUUUCCUUGGUGAUCAUAAAACUGCCUUACUGUCUCUGCAGAGAGCUUGUUGUAUCUGUGGAGCUUAGUGACUGCUUAUAAAGCCCUGGUCCACCAGAAUGUGCAUUUUCUAUAAAGGACCAAUACAGGUUCUUUUUUCAGCAGUCUGUGUUGUUAAUGUAUGUACUCCUUCUCAAUACAUGUUAAAAUUCUCAUACUUUGCAGAGAAAACUUGACAUCUCAAAUCCUAUCUGAAGUUAUUUGGAUUUGAUGUCUUAGCUGUUUAGAUACACGGUUUACAUGACCAAGUGUCUUCGCAUUCAGGCUUUCUUAAAAUGAGAGAAAAAAAAACAGAUACAGACAUUUAUUUUUGAAAAUUUUGGCACGCUCCAGCCGUUCUCGAAAACAAUAGCGGGAGGUGUUUUUUUCUAAUGAUCUCUGACAAUUAAAAUACAAAGAAAAGUAGGAUACUAGACUCGAUGUGUUUUGGAAAAUGUGACCACAAUCACCAAAUGUAACGCGCAGCCAUGAGAGGGAACAGUGACUGGUGUCUGUGUGGCAUCCGUACUGGACUGAACUGGAAUUUCGACAGCAGAUAUAACACAUUGUCUCCCGUACUCAUCAUAUCUGAGUCAUUUGAGAUUUCAGUUCCUGCUUCUUUUUUCCUUAUUGUGGUGCAUGUUUGGGGUAUCUUCUUUCAGUGUUCCAUUCUGUAUUUUAUAGGCUUCUUUUUUGUAUUUUGUUAGUCAUUUCCUAACUUCUCUUUGGUACAACUGUUUACUUUCUUGCCUCUAAGGGGAAAAGUAACUGUUGGAUUUUCUCCUCUCUUUCAUCUGGAAAGUAUUUGGUUUAGGUUUACCCUCGCUCUUUUCCUGGGAGAUGGCAGAGGCUGUUUUUAGAGAAGGCUUGGAGGCUUUGACUUAGUAGGAAAAUAUUUAUGGUUCUUUUAAAAUGGGAUUUUUUUAUUUUUUUGUUACAUUUUAGAUAUCUUGAUGAAUCAACCAAGCCUCACAUUCACAUCCUACAAACAGUACAAACACUUAAAGUAAGCUGCUCGAAGUGCGCAUUCAGCUUUGAUCCAGACAGAAGUGCCGUGGCACACACUCACAAAAACACUGAGGCAUUUCAGCAACACACUGCCUUUCAUUUAAAUUCAUAACCAGUGAAAAUAAAAUAAAGGCUGAAAGAGAGGGCAAAACUCUACUUCAUUCUAUCAAUUUAUUGUCCCCACGAAGUUACUGAGACAAACGUGUCUGAGUGUGUGUGCUUGUGUGUUUGAGUCCCCUUCAUGUCCUCUUUGUUUUUAAUAAAUAAUUCCUUUCUUCUUCAAUUUCUGUUACCCACAGAUUUAAUUCCAAGUCGCAUUAAACCUCUAUUUCUA